This is a messenger RNA of Epinephelus fuscoguttatus (brown-marbled grouper), 2856 nucleotides long. RefSeq lists its product as uncharacterized. The record is from RefSeq and is a predicted model, not a curated record. Gene Ontology annotation, cellular component: transcription regulator complex; PcG protein complex. Gene Ontology annotation, molecular function: DNA-binding transcription factor activity, RNA polymerase II-specific; RNA polymerase II cis-regulatory region sequence-specific DNA binding. Gene Ontology annotation, biological process: regulation of transcription by RNA polymerase II. Lineage: Eukaryota; Metazoa; Chordata; Actinopteri; Perciformes; Serranidae. The transcript has 2 exons. Bases 1148 to 2293 code for a protein of 381 amino acids.
UUUACUAUACUACUAUGUUGCGUUAGCUUGUUACCGUUAGGUCUGUUAGCUGCCUGUUGUCCCGUUGUUGAUAAAUUACAAAUAGCACAUGGGUAUAUAAAGAAGUAUUUGGUUACUUUCUUGUCUGAAAUGUUUUUAAAAACUUACUAACAGCGAAAAUAUGGCUUUAUUUCACCAUCUAUUGUUUGUGGUUUCAGCCGUGUUAAGUUACUGCUGAUGAAGAAAGCAUUUCCUGCUGCUGCUGCUGCUGCUGCUCCAAAUUAAAAGGGUUCCAGUUAGGAACUAACAGAAAGCUUUUAUUCUGAAGAACUUACAGGAAAUGAAAUAUGUUUGAUGAAUCAGCGGUGUUACUAACAAAUUGUGCAGACAGGUAACGUUAAAGAAUAUGCAGCCACAGCUGACUUUAAAUAACACAACAGCUUUAAACAAAACAAUACUCCGACGAUUUGGGAGUUGUGCCCUUUCUCUAUCAUUUUCAUAUUGAGACAACAUGAUUGAUAUCUUUUUUUGUGUCUGUACGUCCAGUGGCUGGGUCUCAGCGGUUAGCAUGGCGCUUAGGGGGUCAAUACGUCCUGCGCUGUGAUCCGCGGAGGGAUACACCGGUGAGCAGGCACAGACGUAGCUUGUUAACAAAACUCAAUUGUUUAUUUAGCCUAGCGAGACGGAGGUCAGAGGAGGAUUGGUGGUGUAGCUGCGGGGCUUGCCAACCUGUGUCUACGGAGGUGGAAUCAUUUUACUGCACAGAAUGGGAUUCGGUGCUACCAUCGUUGGGGAAAUAUAUCAUCAGGAGGAAAGCCACCACAGAGAGUGCAUCACAAGGAGUGAAAACUUUGCAGCAGUCACUAAGAUUAACUGGAAAAAACGCCCAGGUCUGCAGGAGCAGAUGGACAGUUUUCAGUCAAGUGAACAUCCACCCUUGCAAAAAUUCUUGGACAGCUACACCACGUGACACCCCAGAAGCCAAUCCAUUACACCUCAGUGCAGGUACCAUAUGGAACACGAUGAUUUUUACACAUUAUUAUUUCUUUUUUCUUUAUGAAUAAUGGAGUGAACAGCUUUUGGACUCUACAGUUGACACUAGCUUGGACACUACAGUUGACUCCCUAGAAGCCUUUGUAGCCAUUACUCCUCAAAGCUUACUUGUUUUAUGGGAUUGCCAUGUAUUCUUUUCUUUUUUUUACUUGCUGUCACUAUGACACUUCAUUGUGGUAUCUGCGAGUUCACAAGUGCCUCAGUGUCUGCCUACUUAAAACAUUGCAGGACCCAUAGAAACAUUAGUCAGGCAGUUUUUCCUUGUGGUUUUCCAGAUUGUGGAAAAAGCUUUACCUCUUACAAUUCCUUUAAUGUGCACUUGACCAGAAAUCACCAUGAGGGGAGGAAACAGUCUUUUAAUCGUAACGUAUCUGUACAGUUGAAGUGUUCUUGGGAAUUUUGUGGCAAAGAGUGUGGAAGCAUAAAAGGUCUUGUAGCUCAUCUGAAGUGUCAUAUAAAAGAGGGUCUUGAAGUGACAUGUCCUUAUAGUGGAUGUGGAAAGACUUUCAAAAUCAUAUCUACUUUUACAUCUCAUUUGUCAAGAUGUCACAAGCAGUGUGAUGUUACACAUAUUUGUCAAAGUCAUAUCAGUGAGACAGAGUUUUUACAUGCUGAUUCUGAUAAUGGGCCAGGGUCAUACAUUGAUGGUGAAAUCCAGCAAGAUGAUGGAGAGAGUGCAGCAGGGCAGCAAGAUGGAGACACUCACCCAGGGUCAGCCGAGGAUAGAUACACUGAAAACAUGGCUCUUUUUUUUCUUGGCUUACAAGCCAAGUAUCUUGUCCCGGCAUCUACAGUCUCAAAGACUGCAAGUGAAAUGAGAGUGUUUCAGGACAUCCAGCAUGAGUUUACUAUGGAUAUGUUUUCAAGAGGUCUUCAAGAAUAUGGUGUACCUCAUGAGGCUUUACAAAAUCUAGGGCAACAUGUAUAUGAGCAAAGCCCAAUGCAGAGCACACUACAUACAAAUAAUGGCAGCUUAACCACACACCACAGAAGACUUCAGUAUUACAGGAAAGAGUUCAACUUAGUUGAACCUGUACAGAUAAAUUUAGGCCAAGAUGACAUCGGCAAGCAACAACAUUUCCAUUACGUUCCCAUCUUACAAAGCUUAAAAGCUCUCUUGUCAAAUCAAGGUGUACGGCAUCAAGUGCUACAUCCCAUACCUGCCAAUGAGAACAUGCUAUGUGAUAUUGGAGAUGGGCAUGUCAUUAAAUCAAUUAUUUUAUUUUUUUCCCUUAAUGUGGCUCGAAUACUCUUGUCUUAGUUUUGUACUACAGUUUUAAAGAAAACAAUAAUUUUAAAGAGAUCUGUAGUGUUCUCUAGACAGAUUUACUGUUCAAUAGUCAUUCAUCAGAUGUAGCAUCUGGCAGGAUUCAGACCUGUGUUUUUGUGUGUUUAUAUAGGUAGGCUUUUUAACCCUCUACACACAAAUGAUGAUUUAAGCUUCUGCUCAUUUGUAAAUGUUACAAUUUCACUGAUCCAUGUUUUCAAAUUAUCUUAAGUGGUAGUGUAGUACAGUUUUAAAGUAUUCCAUCUACAGUAUUUUCUUUUUUUAAUGUUCAAUUGCCAUUCUUCAAUUGACCUGUAAAUAUGUGUUCAUAGGCAGGCUAUUUUAUGUGCACUGCUUCUGUGAUGAUUUAUCUGAAAAAUAAACCAUUAAAUAACAGAUGGCUUCCUGUUUUUUUACUGUAGGAUAAAGACCAUUUAAUACCAGAUAAUGUCCUGUUUUUUCACUGUUUAAAUUACUGAAAUUAGAUUACGGACAAUGUUUUAUUUCACUAUAGAUACACCAUUUAAUAACAGAAAAUGACCCGUUUUCCACUAUAA